Molecule: messenger RNA, 529 nt
Organism: Blepharisma stoltei
Lineage: Eukaryota; Ciliophora; Heterotrichea; Heterotrichida; Blepharismidae
Source: the annotation of a GenBank genome assembly
AUGGCUUUCCGCAGGAGUGCGAUUCUCAAGCAAGUCCAGAAUCUCCAAAACCUUUCAGAUAACCCCACCCUCCUUGAUGCUUCAAAACUACUCUAUGACCCAAAAAGAUAUGGGUUUCAGUAUACUACUUCCGACGUCCUCAAGGGAUUCCAAGAAGGCAGAAGAUUUAUAAACAGAACUCCCAGAUUCAGAGAAAUUCAUCCAGAAAUCAUAUACCGCUUCUAUUUUUUUUUAAAAAACCUAUAAGAACGUUAUUCUAUUUUCUAAUAUUAAUUAAAAAUGAUUAUUAUUAUAGGAUAAUAUAGAGCUAUAAAUGAGUAUAGAAAACAUGAAAGCUCAAAGAUACUUCUUGGUUUAUUACUUAAUUGGAGCAGGUGUUCUGUUUUAUGGGAUGUAUGAAUCAAAAGCAAGAGAAGAUGCUGAAUUUUCUUAUGAUCUCUUCAAGGAUAAAGCAUUCAUUGGAAGAUAUGAAUAUAAGACUAAAAAUGUCGAGUUCCAAGCUAGAAGACAUCAUUCAUACCAAACUUAA